CCCCUGCGUGGUCUCCCCGAACUUCUCCUCUCUCCCUCUCUCUUCUCCUUUCCCCCAACGGACCCGAGACCACAUACUGCCCGGGUAUUAUCUACAGCCACCCUCUGCCUUCAGCCGCAAGCAUCGGCACGAUGACUCGCACAACAUUCGGCGUUGAUCAUGGCUAACAUAUUUACCUCUCACCUCUUUUGCCCCAUCGAUUCAGUGCCUUCAACGCGACAACGCAUCUUGCAUCUUCAUGCACACUGCUGACCCAGAGUGUUGCCAUAUUUUCCCCUUCGCCGCCAACUCGAACACAGCCAACGCGGACGAUCUCUUUAACCCAGUUGAGGUGUUUCAGGCAAUCGUGGGCGACCAACAGCAACGUCUCCUGUACCAGGGGCUUGGGUGCACUGACCGGGCCUGGAACAUGGUCUGGCCGCAUAACUCAAGUGUCCGAACCCAAGAUUCGUCAACGAUGAAGACACUCGCUGCGUUGGAAAUUCACGACGAUGGCCAACGGACGGGUACAUCGACUUGCCUCUUCCUAGCAAUGGAUAUCAGUUAUCGACGUACAUUAUCUGGGGUGUUCAGGCCUCUCCUCAAGACAACUCGGGUCCGGGCACUUGUGACAGCCAUCGGCAGGGAGGUUUGAAGGUGCCCGACCCGUUGCCGGAGCCGUCGACUGUGGCUGUCUGCUGAAAAGGUUGAUUUUGAUCUGGUUGCUUCUGAGGUUGUCCUUGUCGUUGGGCAUGCUGCUGGGGCUGCUGUUGAGGUGAUCGGGGCGAUCAUGGACGAGGCAUCUGCAGCUGGCUUCGGGGUGCAACGGGGUUCUCCUCGGCCGCGGCGAGCUGAGAUUUUGAGUCUUCUAUAGAGCUAGCCGACGGUUUCAGCGACAUCUCCCGACAAACCACCCCCCCUCCCCUCGCCGCCCACCGACUAGGGAGAGAAGCAGUCGGUAGGGGUAUAGUAUAUAUACCUGUAUACAUUGGAGGCGCUUAUUUUCUAGCCGGCUGGACAUCGGUGACCUCGAAAAUGCCGUCGAGCAUGAUUUCAACGUUAUCUCCCAGACUGUCGUCAAAUACGUACCCGGACGCAAAGCCAAAAAAAGAGGACAUCAAGAUCGACAAUGUCUCCGAGGAGGAGCUCUAGGGGUUUUUCGUGGAACUUGACAUGUAAGAUAGCACAGCGGGGAGUAUGGUCUGCACCCUUGUCUCGUGGAUUCUUGAAGGGCAGGGUGCCUUUAUCUUGUCACGUAGGGAACCCUGCCUAUAUUAGCCUGCGUAGCCCACGAGGGAGAUGGGGGCGUAUACGUUUCCACGUCACAUACCUAUGCCAUUCAAUUACCUU
This is a messenger RNA of Durotheca rogersii, 1329 nucleotides long. RefSeq lists its product as uncharacterized. The record is from RefSeq and is a predicted model, not a curated record. The transcript has 2 exons. NCBI's taxonomy places the organism in Eukaryota, Fungi, Ascomycota, Sordariomycetes, Xylariales, Xylariaceae. The coding region runs from base 239 to 634 and encodes 131 amino acids.